UCUGGCAUUCUCAAGUUUUUUUUUAAUUCUUUGUUCAUUUUCAUUUUGAUUAUCUAUUAUGAUUUAAUAAAUAAUUUGAAUUUCUUUUUUUUUAUUUAUAUAUCUUGUUAUCAAACGCUUCCUGGCUCUAUUUAGACUCCUCAAUAAUUUGGAAACACCAAUUUGUGAGACUAAAAAUGGAUACACGGAACCUGAUGCAAGCUCCCUUCGCCAGAUUUCCUCAACCUGUUGUCUGUUCAAUUUGCAAUAAACAAUACAAAGAUGUUCAUGAACACAUUGAACAUAUGACAACUGUCCACCAAAUGAAAGCUACUUUUCGGUGUAGCACGUGUGGUGAUAUGUUUCCGACCAAAGUUGCAGUUGAAGCUCACCUUGCCACUCAUGCUGCCUCUGGUAAUGGGCCACCUACUGCAUUGUCAGCGCUACCAGCAACUGCUAUUAACUUAUCUGCUAGUUUAAAUAAUAAUGGCAUCAGUAAUAAUAUCAACAAUAAUGCUAGUAAUAAUGGCAACAAUUACACUAGUAACUUUAUCCAUUCAAAUAAUAUCAAAAAUGCUGAACGGUCAUCUUCAACCCCAUCCAAAGAGGGAGACAAACCAUCAUCAUCCGGAUCUUCCAUUUUAUCUAACAUUCAGGUGACCCGAAGUGCUUGUGAUGCUGAGAAUGUUCUAGCCCUUGACAUAGAAGAGGAUGAGGAAGACGAAGACGAUGACUUACUUAAAGAAGUUUAUAAUUGUGCGUGUGGCAAGGCAUAUUUAUUGAGAAUGUCCUUUGAUGCCCAUCAGAAAGUUUGCCCUACUAAAAAGCAGCAGUUCACUCCCAGUGGAAGGAAGCUAGAAUUGUCUGACAUAAAUUUGACAAGAAAAAAAGAAAGUCCACAGAAACGAACACCUACUAAAGGUCGUUUAAGUGGCAGCCUGGAUGCAUUGGGAUUGGAGCUGAGUGGAUCUGGGUCAUCCUAUUGCCCCAAAAUGGUUGAAAACAUUCAUUCUGAUGGCGAUACUAAUUGUAAAGCUUGUUUAAAGCCCAUGAAAGGUUUCAUCAGUUUAUGUAACCAUCUAAGUCGACGUUCUGAGUGCAGAAGCUUUUACAAUGAUAAUUUAAUACCUGGUCAAAGUUUGAAAGAAGAUAAAUCUAAUCCACCGAAAGAACCAACCACCACCGAUAAAAACAAACAAUCCAAGGAUUCUCAAGAUAAAGGCAAUACUUCUUUUGCAAAGUCAUCUGAUUCUCUCAAUCAAUCGAAACGAGCUUCCUCCAAUGCUAGUACUCCAAAUUUGUCAGCUGGUGGUGGUAGUAGUAGUAACUUUGGAAAUAAUAGCAAUACACCCGGUGACUCUAAAGGGCAGACAACCAGUCAUUCUUUCAAUGAACUUGCUCCUGAUGACAUCAUUAUUGCUCCUUCAGAUGAACUUAUCCGUCGAGCUUAUUUGGUUAGAAAUCGGGUUCAAUGUCCUAGAUGUUCCAAGAUAUUCGGCGGCAAAACUCCUGCCGUCGCUUAUAACAAUCAUAGACGCAAUAAACAUUGUCCAGCAACUCAAGCCACCGUUCCAUUUUUGAAGGCUAAAUUUAAUAACAAAAAUAAAGAACAAUCCAGUCCUCAAGCCGCUGAUACAGUUCCACCAACUAAUUCUAGCAAUCCUAGUAAUCCAAUCGAAUCAGAAUCAAAAUUACCCGAUUCUCUUGCUCAAGUCAGGUACUAUUGUAAAUUGUGUCCUAAUCGAGAUAUCAAAAAUCGUGUCUCUCUUGGUGUUCAUCUUACAACAUACCAUGGUCUACCUCCGGUUAAUAUAAGUUCCAAUGAAGGAAUCGCGUUGAGAUGUCAAACCUGUUCACAGACCUUCAAUUCCAAAUACUUUUACAAUAUGCAUCGCUAUGAGUGUGAUUCAACAUCUCCCUAUAUUGGAAUCUUAGAAGCAGAUAAAACAAAUGCUGAAUCUGAAGAUAUCGCACCCGAUAAUAAGCCUGAAACCAUAGAAAACGAAGAAGAAACUGCUGCUCAUCUUCCCGCUCCACCUCCAUCCAUCAUGCCUCCACCGAUUCAAUCAAUAUCUCCAACUCCUGCAUCACCUCCACCUCCAAAACCAUGUUCAAAUAGUUCUCCGUCCUCUGUUGGAUCGGCACCCUCAUCCAUUUCAACACCUUCUCAAUCUCAAUUACCAAAAGUUCAACCUACCUUUAAUAAUCCUCCUCGAGGAAGCGCAGUUAGCAAUGCAUACUUCGGUAGCAAUUACACUUGCACUUUAUGUCACAAGAAAGGUUUCCCUGGCCCUAAUGCGGUGCGAAUUCACCAAAAAUAUCAAUGUAUCAAACGACCUUUAGUCCCACCUCCAAAAUCCCCUUAUCCAUCCCCAUUAGCUAAACCGCGAACGAAAUCUUAUUCGAGACCUGUGGUUAAGGAAGAAUCUCAAUCAGAAGCGGGAUCAAAUGAGUCUCGAUUAGCUGCUCUUCUUGGCAGCCCUAACCCUGUUGCUCUCAACUCUCAACUUAAAGGGGAACUUAUCGCCGAAAUGAAUCGUGUUCAUGAGUCCGGAUUACUUAUGUGUGAAGAGUGUGGACGAGGUCCAUACAAUAGCCAAUAUUACCUACUUGAACACAAGAGACAAUUUUGUCAAGCAGGUAAAAGUAACCGUAAUAAUGUUUCCUCCCCAUCUAAUUCAAGCUCUUCUAAAUCGAUCGACAUUGAAAGUGCUUUGGAACAAAUUCCUAAACCAAUCUCACCGAAAACUAAUGAAAUAUCUAACAAAACAGUUCCUCCACCAAAUAAUUCUACCCAAUCAGUGCCUCAAAAAGCUGUUAACUCAAAUGAAACUUGCCAUGAAAACAUGGAAAUUAAUAGUUCAUAUAAUGAUGAAAAUAAUACCACUAAGAAUACAUCCAACAAUACUUUUAUAAAUACAGAUAAUCAUACGAACAACAAUGCUAACAAAGAGCCAAACGAUUCUGUUGACUUUGAUAUGCCUGAAAAUGUGCCUCUUGGUGAUUCUGAUGAAAUCAUCCAAUGUUCAGAGUGUGGAUUCCGUGAAGCUGAUAUAUCCAAAUUCGUCCGACAUCGCCUUAAACAUUUAGCUGAUAAACAAGAAGAUAGUUUAAUCUCAUAUUCAUGUGAAAUUUGCCGAGGAAAAGCAACUCUCAAUCAACUAUCCCGAAUCCGACAACAUUUACAUCAACAUUUGAAGAUAUACAAUGCAUUAUAUAAAAAAUACAAUCAUAAAAAUAGGAAAAAGCGCAGUUAUCCAUUUGCUGAUGAAAGUGAUAACGAUGAUCUUAUCACAUGUCCUUAUUGUCGGGCUUGUCAAUUUGAAAAUGCUGUUGGUUUAGAACAUCAUAUACGAACCUCUUGUCCUUUCCGAUUCCGUUGUGUUAAGUGUGAUCAAACCUUUUUAUCAAAAAGUUCUUUGAAGAAUCAUAAAGAUACGUGCCUAGAGGAACCUGAUAUGCCUGCCUCUAAAUUACUUACAUCCUGCCGCCAUUGUGGUCUUAAAUUUACCUCUAAACAGCGACAUUUCUACCAUGAACAAGCAUGUCACAAGGUUUACAAUGCUGACAUUUCUCAAAGAGUAGUGGAACUAAUUGAAAGAGCAUCUACUUGUUCAAUCUGCGGUUUGAAAGCUAAAAAUUAUAUAGGUAAAACUAAACAUGAAGCCAAGUGUCUUGAAAUGGCUUUGGACUUGCUUGGUAUCAAGUGUCUUCAGUUUGAUAAUAUUGAAGAUAACGAUAGUGAAUCGAGUAUAUUCAACGGAGAAUCUAUUGGUGAAAGCUCUUUGAUCUCGACAGAAGAAGAAGAGAUGAGGGAAGAAGUAGAGGAAGAAGAAAAGUUACCCGAAGAAACCUCAGAAGAAUCCUUACGGAAAAAGUUUGGAAUUUCUAAAGAAGUUGCUAUUGAACUUGAUAAAGUGGAUGAUAAUGUUUUGGAUUCACAUAUGGAUUAUUGUGAGAAAAGCAAUGACCGUACAAACAGCAACAACUAUAACAAAAGCGACAACAAACUGGAAUCAUUGAAGCAACUUUUAGAAAAACUUUUACGUCACUUGGUUCAAGAAGAUGAUGUUUUUGCUCAAAUAUUGGAUGGUAAACCUGUUGACGUAGCUUUAAAUCAAAUUUUACGAUUGAUGAACUGUGAACCAGAAGCAAAUAAUGAAAUGAACUAUAUCAAAGAUUUCCAGACUAAUGUUGAAACGUUUCUUAAACUAUCCAUUGAAAAAGAAACACUGGAAAAAGCUUAUCAAAAAACUAAAUCAAUCGACGAAGUCAUCACCAAUCUUCUCAAUAUUCACCCACCUGUAGAUUGAAUUAAUCAUUGUCCUUAAAUAUCUUCUUCUUCAUCAAUAUCAUCAACAUCAUCACCUUCAUUAUCGUCUUCACUCACCAAUAUCAUCUGAGAGAUUUCUCGUCUCAUCAAGUCAAUAAAAGUCGAGAGUGAAAAGUGGAAGUUAGCCGUAACGAAUAAAUAAAACGAAAAGCAUACCUGUAAAAGCAAUAAGCACUAAUUUCAUAUUUAAUAUAUUCAUAAACAUAAUUUAAUCCCACAUAUUUAUAUUUAUAUGCUACCCGAAUUCAAAACAAAAGAUAAGUGCUCAUUUAUAUAGUUAUAGAUAUGUUUGAUUCUGGUUGAUCUGAGGGAUGAUUUUCACAUUCAAAUUGACGACUUUCUUCUUCUACUUUUUCUACAAGUUGACGACUAAGGCAAUUUGACUUAUUUACUCUAUGCACAUACACAAUCCCGUGUUAAAGGACUAUUUUCCUAUUUCUUCUCGAUUGGCGCAAUCAAAUAUAAGCGAUCCACCAAUCAACACAUGAUGACAAUACUAAAAGCUUUGACAUUAACAUGUAUUUUGUUUACACACAUUUGCAGUUUUAUGAAGAAAAAUGAAAAGUUACCAAACCAUUACCUUUAUCCUCCUUCUCCUCUUGAACCCCUUAAAGUUGAAAUGUUUUUUCUAUUCUUAAAUACUUCUUUAAAUGCAAUUUAAAAAACUCAAUUAACUUAAUCAAUAUUAUGCAUAACCUAUGUAAUCAAUCGUUUUCUGAUAGGGAUUUGAUCAUACAAAUAUUCUUGUGUUCUGUUUUUCUCAUCAUUUCCAUACUCUAGUUAAAUAUAAAAAACAUGGCAAA
Messenger RNA from Tetranychus urticae (two-spotted spider mite), 5115 nucleotides. RefSeq lists its product as uncharacterized. The record is from RefSeq and is a predicted model, not a curated record. NCBI's taxonomy places the organism in Eukaryota, Metazoa, Arthropoda, Arachnida, Trombidiformes, Tetranychidae.